Messenger RNA from Chelmon rostratus (copperband butterflyfish), 612 nucleotides. Its product is annotated as type-4 ice-structuring protein LS-12-like. The record is from RefSeq and is a predicted model, not a curated record. The coding region runs from base 271 to 612 and encodes 113 amino acids. The transcript is spliced from 6 exons. Lineage: Eukaryota; Metazoa; Chordata; Actinopteri; Chaetodontiformes; Chaetodontidae.
AUUAAAACUUGGAAGCAGAGUAACUCUGUUUACUGGAUAAGAGGGUGAAAGAAAUCAUGACCCUCCUUUGAAACAAUGAAACAAAUAAUGGAAGUUUGAGAGGCGUAAACACCCGGAGCUUUCUCCACCAGGGGAGUCCAGGCCAGUGAUUCACGCAUCACGCCGGGGCUGCAUCAGCAGGCUGGACUAUAAGAAGGGGGAGAGUCCCGCAGGAAAGGCACCAUCCGGUCCAGAUUCUACUGCCGUACAGGUCUUCUCUGCUCAGCAGCCAUGAAAUUCUCCCUCAUUGUAGCCGUCGUCGUCCUUGCUCUGGCACAAGGAAGCUUUGCGCAAGAUGUUGGCAAUCUUGAAGGGGCCGGUCAGUACUUGGAGGAGAUGAAGAACAAAAUGGCUCAGGAGCUGACCCAGAUCCUCCGCAACCCAGAGUUUGCAAACCAGGCUCAGAACAUCCAAACCCAGCUGGAGCCCCUGGCUACUCAGAUUCAGGAGCAGAUCAAGACUGUCGCUGCCAACGUCGAGGAGCAGAUGAGGCCCAUGUUUGACAAGUUACAGAAGCAGAUAGAGGCCAUCCUCCAGACAAUUACAGACCAGGCCAGGCCCGUCAGCAACUAA